CGCAUAUGACAAAAUAAAAAAAUAAAAGCAUUUGGUUUUGACUAGGCUAGAUAGACUUCUGUCGAUAUAUUAAAUGAAAUGUUAAGGAAUAUUGUUACAAAGUUUAAACACAAUACAGUUAAUUCAAAAUGCACUCAACGAGUACGUUACUUAACUACACCCUCAAAGGAGGGAAUAGGAUUGGAAUCGCCGCCAGGCAGUGACUAUGAACUGCAAAAAGAACACAUACAGGAAGCUGUACAAGUUCAACCACUAUUGCAGUCCGUGUCGCCACAAAUGUGGCAAAAGGCACAUGCAACAUUUUCAAACCACGGGUUGGACACCAACAACUUCUUACGAAUUGUCACGGGAAAUCCUCAAGUUCUAAUGCGCUCGCCACAAAAAAUCAUAGAGACUCUUGAAUACUGGCGGUCCUGUCAAUUUGGUGAACAUUUCCUAUUCCUGCUGAUUACCAAAUACCCUGCCCUCUUGGAUGUCGACGAUAAGAGAAGGUUGCUAAAACACAUAACAUUUCUUCGUAGCUAUGUUGGUACAACUAAAAAUGUAUGGAAACUUUUGAUGAAUUGCCCAACAUUAAUUGAACAAUCUACCGAUGUCAUAGAAGCUAAAAUAGUUUACAUGAAGGAAGUCAUGCGUAUAGAAAUACCAGAGAUUGUUAAAUCAGAGGCACUCUCGAAAUCUUUAGAUGAGAUCAAGUAUAGGCAUAUCUUCUUGGAACGCUUGGCUUUGUUCAAGCCUCGACCGCUUAAAGCUGAUCCAAAUGAGCCUAGCAAAAAUCCACGUUUGUACAAAAUAACCGAUACAUCUGAUAAAACAUUUGCGACAAAGGUGUGUCAUGUCUCAUUGGCAGAGUAUGAGGCAUUUAAAGAACUGUUUUCCCGGGAAUUGGAAAGAAAACGAAGAGAAGAAGAGGACGAUGAAGAAGAAAACAUGGAUGAAGACGUAUCGGAUGAUGAUGAUAGAUACCUAACAAAUAAUAGGAUUAAAACGAAAUGAAAUGGAUUUGCUAAUAAUGUUAAAUUGUUUAUAUGAUGGAUUUUUAAGUUUAUUGCAAUGAAUACAGCUGCUCUUUUGGAGGCAAAUUGCCGGAAUAUUUACUAA
This is a messenger RNA of Stomoxys calcitrans (stable fly), 1101 nucleotides long. Its product is annotated as transcription termination factor 4, mitochondrial. Lineage: Eukaryota; Metazoa; Arthropoda; Insecta; Diptera; Muscidae. Gene Ontology annotation, molecular function: double-stranded DNA binding. Gene Ontology annotation, cellular component: mitochondrion. The transcript is spliced from 2 exons. Bases 79 to 996 code for a protein of 305 amino acids. Gene Ontology annotation, biological process: regulation of DNA-templated transcription; mitochondrial ribosome assembly. The record is from RefSeq and is a predicted model, not a curated record.